This is a messenger RNA of Pomacea canaliculata, 1368 nucleotides long. Its product is annotated as transmembrane protein 70 homolog, mitochondrial-like. The coding region runs from base 112 to 936 and encodes 274 amino acids. Gene Ontology annotation, biological process: mitochondrial proton-transporting ATP synthase complex assembly. Gene Ontology annotation, cellular component: mitochondrial membrane. The record is from RefSeq and is a predicted model, not a curated record. The transcript has 2 exons. Lineage: Eukaryota; Metazoa; Mollusca; Gastropoda; Architaenioglossa; Ampullariidae.
GAGUUACUUCCUUUCACAAGGUCGCAUCUCGGCACUCACCUGUGUGUUUGCUUGUGAGGCAGCACGUUAUCACACCAUACAUUUUCACAAGUUCUUGUGCCAGUUGAGAUAAUGGGAAGCACCAUGCUGGGUCAUGUUCAGAGCAUGCUGCUCAGAAGCAUUUCACCUGCUUGUGUUUUGCAGAGAUCUUCAGAGAAGCAGAGGAUUCUUGCACAGUGGCUACUGCCAACAUCUCAAGUGUCUUAUCUCUUGUCUCAGAGAAUGUACAGUUCAACAAUGCAUAAAGUACUUACAUUUCCCAAGGUGCUCACCAACAAAGACCUCAGAUUUAGAUCUCCCAGUUCAUUAAUAAGUCAGAGUGAGAAGGCUCUUGGAUCAAGAAAUUUUAGUCUGACAUCAUGUGCAAAAACAAACAAGGAGGACCCUUAUAUCCUCAAAGGCAAACUUGUAUAUAAAGGAAAUUUAGCAGGCUCAAUAAAAGGUGUCAAACUUUUUUCCUUCUCUACCAGCCUUAUGGGACUGGCUAUGCAGCCAGCAAUUUACUUGCAGAAUGAAGGACUUCCUACUGGUUUCAAACUGGCACUAGCUGGAGCUGUCAAUUUUUUUGUUUUUCUUAAUCCAAUUUUAAUUCACUUCAUUACAAAAAGAUAUAUUCGGGACAUUUACUGGGACCCAGAGACUGGAAUUUUCACAGCCACAACAUAUACAUUCUUCCUUAGGACAAAAGAAUUGGUGUUUCUUGCAGAUGAUGUGCAUGUCCCAGCCGUCCCUGGAAUUUUUACAUCUUUAAAGGUGAAAGGCGAGCCUGUUUUCUUUGACCCAGGAUCAUUCCUUAGCCAGGAAGCCUACGUACAUCUUAUGGGAUUCAACAAGCCACUGGACUGGGAGCUGCCCAAAAAGGAGGAUUGUGAAGACCAAGGAAAAAAAUUGUCUUAAUUGUCUUGAACAGAGGGAAAUGACAUUAAAAAUGAGAAAAUAUUUAGUCUGUAAUUAUUUAAAUGUUAACAGUUUCUUGUUUUGUUUUGGCCUUAAUUUUUGUUAGUGAUCAAACAUCCCACAACUACUAAUCAUUAGACUGCUAAAUGCAAACUGCUUCUGAACAUCACCUUAAAACUCAUCUUUUGCAGAAAUAGAUAACAGAUUCGCUUUUUUUGUGCGAGUGCAUGUGUAUAUGUAUUUUGUACCUAAGGGGUAGCUUUUAGCUAGAAUCUGGCACAACAUAAGACAUUAUUUAUGAUAAAUGCAAUGUUCCCUACUCAUCUCCACCCCCAAAAAAUGAACAUAGUUUAUAUUAAGUUGAUACCUGUAGCCCUAUUCCUUCCCCAGAAUUCUGUAUUUUUAAUAAAGUGGUUUGGUAUUGAAAACUUA